Messenger RNA from Peromyscus leucopus (white-footed mouse), 1239 nucleotides. RefSeq names its product ring finger protein 113A (gene Rnf113a). Gene Ontology annotation, cellular component: U2-type spliceosomal complex. Gene Ontology annotation, biological process: snoRNA splicing. Gene Ontology annotation, molecular function: metal ion binding. Lineage: Eukaryota; Metazoa; Chordata; Mammalia; Rodentia; Cricetidae. The transcript has a single exon. The record is from RefSeq and is a predicted model, not a curated record. Bases 161 to 1189 code for a protein of 342 amino acids.
CUCAAAAGAGACUGGCGUUCUCCGUCUGGCAAUCGUAACCAGCCAGUAUCCCGGCCGUCUCUUUUUCUCCUGUCCGCAUCACCGCCGCAGAGAAUACUAAGUGUGACGACGCGAAGAGGUCCGGUACGCCGCGGCAGUUUCAGAGCUUUGGUGAUCUCAAAUGUCGGAGCAACUUUCUCCAGGGAAUUCGGCUGGCCAGGUAUGCACCUUCCUUUUCAAAAAGCCUGGGCGGAAAGGGGCGGCGGGCCGCCGAAAGCGCCGGCUCUGUGAUGCGGAGUCCGGGGACAGCAGCAGCAGCAGCGACGAAGGCAGCGCUGUGGUCCGACCCGAGAAGAAGCAGGCUACCCACAAUCCGAUGAUCCAGAAGACGCGCGGCAGUGGUAAACAGAAGGCGAACUACGGCGGCUUGAGUAGCGAGGACGAGAAUGAACAGGAGGGUCUCGGCGUGGUCUAUAAGUCGACCCGUUCGGCAAAACCCGUGGGGCCUGAGGAUAUGGGGGCGACAGCUGUCUACGAACUGGACACUGAGAAGGAGCGCGAUGCACAAUCCAUCUUUGAACGGAGCCAGAAGAUCCAGGAGGAGCUGAGGGGCAAGGAAGAUGACAAGAUCUAUCGGGGAAUCAACAAUUAUCAGAAAUACGUGAAGCCCAAAGAUACAUCCAUGGGCAAUGCCUCCUCCGGGAUGGUGAGGAAAGGCCCCAUCCGAGCUCCGGAGCAUCUACGAGCCACUGUGCGCUGGGAUUACCAGCCUGACAUCUGCAAGGACUACAAGGAGACUGGAUUCUGCGGCUUCGGGGACAGCUGCAAAUUCCUCCAUGACCGUUCAGAUUACAAGCACGGGUGGCAGAUCGAACGUGAGCUUGAUGAGGGUCGCUAUGGUGUCUAUGAGGACGAAAACUACGAAGUGGGAAGCGAUGAUGAGGAAAUACCAUUCAAGUGUUUCAUCUGUCGCCAGACCUUCCAAAACCCAGUUGUCACCAAGUGUAGGCAUUAUUUCUGUGAGAGAUGUGCACUGCAGCAUUUCCGCACCACCUCUCGUUGCUAUGUCUGUGACCAGCAGACCAAUGGCGUCUUCAAUCCAGCGAAAGAAUUGAUUGCUAAACUGGGAAAGCAUCGAGCUGAAGCAGAGGGAGGUGCUUCUGAUUUCUUAGAAGACCCUGAGGAGGAGAGUCCAGUUCCCAUUAUUUAGAUUUUCCAUAAUUCCCAGUCUCAAAAUAAAUAUUUUGUUGUUUCUUAAAA